AUGCAAAAAAAAAAAGACGCCCUGGACACCUUAGACAGCAACUCAGUCUGGAGCGAGGACCGGUCACGUGGGAAGUGGGAGCCAAUUGCCUUCACCCUUUUCCGGUUCCGGUCCUGGGAAGGCCGUGCACAGCGCCCUGCCCCGCCCCGCCCCGUCCAGCCCGCGUGCCUAGAAACCCGGAAGACAGAUUUCACGGCUCCCCAGACGCUGGGCGGGGUCGCGCCGGGUCACGUGACGGGUCAGCUUGGCCCGCCCAGCCGCGCUGCUUCCUCCCUGCCCGGGUUUGUCCCGCGCGCGCCGUGUCCGUCCUCACGUGGUGUCCCGUCUUGCUUCCCGCUCUCCCUGGAACCCCGCCGCCCGCUGCCAUGGCGCCCGGCCAGCUCGGUGAGCCCCGUGCAGAACUCCCCGUGCCUGCGAAGUCCUGGUUUCCCCCCCGAUCGUGCUGGCAGGCAGGCUGGAGCCUUGUUCAGUGUGUCCGACAAAACCGGCCUGGUGGAAUUUGCCAGAAGUCUAACCUCGGUGGGUUUGGAUUUGGUGGCCUCGGGAGGAACUGCCAAAGCCCUCCUGGAGGCCGGGCUGGCCGUCAGAGAUGUCUCUGAGCUGACGGGGUUUCCUGAAAUGCUAGGUGGACGUGUGAAAACCUUGCAUCCUGCAGUUCAUGCUGGAAUCUUGGCUCGUAAUAUCCCAGAAGAUAGUGCUGACAUGGCCAGAUUUGAUUUCAAUCUUAUAAGAGUUGUGGUUUGUAAUCUGUAUCCCUUUGUGAAGACUGUGGCUUCUCCAGAUGUUACUGUUGGAGAAGCUGUUGAGCAAAUUGAUAUUGGUGGAGUGACUCUGCUAAGAGCAGCAGCCAAAAACCAUGCCCGGGUGACAGUGGUGUGUGAGCCCAGUGACUAUGCAGCUGUGUUCGCAGAGAUGCAAAAAUCUGACAGCAAAGACACCUCCUUGGAUACCAGGCGCCAGUUAGCCUUGAAGGCUUUCACUCACACUGCACAAUAUGAUGAAGCAAUUUCAGAUUACUUCAGGAAACAGUACAGUAAAGGGAUCUCUCAGAUGCCCUUGAGGUACGGAAUGAACCCUCACCAAACUCCUGCCCAGCUGUAUACUCUGAAUCCCAAGCUUCCCAUCACAGUUCUAAAUGGAGCUCCCGGAUUUAUCAACUUGUGUGAUGCUUUGAAUGCCUGGCAGCUGGUGAAGGAGCUCAAAGAAGCUGUGGGUGUCCCAGCCGCUGCUUCCUUCAAACAUGUCAGCCCAGCAGGGGCUGCUGUUGGAAUUCCUCUCAGUGAAGAUGAGGCCAAAGUGUGCAUGGUCUAUGAUCUUUACCAGUCGCUUACGCCCAUAUCGACAGCAUAUGCAAGGGCAAGAGGGGCUGAUAGAAUGUCUUCCUUUGGUGACUUUAUUGCCUUAUCUGAUGUUUGUGAUGUUCCUACUGCCAAAAUUAUCUCCAGAGAGGUGUCCGAUGGUAUCAUUGCUCCAGGCUACGAAGAAGAAGCUUUGCAAAUACUUUCUAAAAAGAAAAAUGGCAGCUACUGUGUUCUUCAGAUGGAUCCAUCUUAUAAACCAGAUGAGAAUGAAGUGCGUACUCUUUUCGGUCUUCGUUUAAGCCAGAAGAGAAAUAAUGGAGUCAUCGACAAAUCAUUAUUUAGCAAUGUCGUUACCAAGAAUAAAGAACUGCCAGCAUCUGCGCUCAGAGACCUCAUAGUGGCCACCAUUGCUGUCAAGUACUCUCAGUCGAACUCUGUGUGUUACGCCAAGAAUGGCCAGGUCAUUGGCAUUGGAGCAGGACAGCAGUCUCGGAUACACUGUACUCGCCUUGCAGGGGAUAAGGCAAACUGUUGGUGGCUUCGACAUCAUCCACAGGUGCUUUCAAUGAAGUUUAAAACAGGAGUAAAGAGAGCAGAAAUAUCCAAUGCCAUUGAUCAGUAUGUUACUGGAACCAUCGGUGAGGAUGAAGAUUUGAUAAAGUGGAAGGCACUCUUUGAGGAAGUUCCAGAAUUAUUAACUGAGGCCCAGAAGAAGGAUUGGAUUGACAAACUCAGUGAAGUUGCUGUCAGCUCUGAUGCUUUCUUUCCUUUCAGGGAUAAUGUAGACAGAGCAAAAAGGAGUGGUGUUGCUUACAUUGCUGCUCCUUCCGGGUCUACUGCUGAUAAAGUUGUGAUUGAAGCAUGUGACGAACUGGGAAUAGUCCUUACUCAUACCAGCCUUAGGCUCUUUCAUCACUGAUUCAACCUACAGUUUUGGGAAUUUUGCUUCUGUGUUAGUUGAAAAAAAAAAUAACCAUGUUUGAACAUGCCCUUUUUUCUUUUUCUUUUUUUAAGAAGAAAUAUUAAAUACUGAUAAUCUUGGUUCUCUGUGUUUGCUAGUUCUGUUUAAUCUAUCACUAAUAUAUAAGCUAUUUAAGGCAG
Suncus etruscus (white-toothed pygmy shrew) is the source of this 2402-nucleotide messenger RNA. RefSeq names its product 5-aminoimidazole-4-carboxamide ribonucleotide formyltransferase/IMP cyclohydrolase (gene ATIC). Gene Ontology annotation, biological process: 'de novo' IMP biosynthetic process. Lineage: Eukaryota; Metazoa; Chordata; Mammalia; Eulipotyphla; Soricidae. The record is from RefSeq and is a predicted model, not a curated record. Gene Ontology annotation, molecular function: IMP cyclohydrolase activity; phosphoribosylaminoimidazolecarboxamide formyltransferase activity. The transcript has 16 exons. Gene Ontology annotation, cellular component: cytosol. The coding region runs from base 1 to 2220 and encodes 739 amino acids.